CAAACAUCUAAAGAUGGUGCCUGGUGGAAGAAAGCAUUCUGGGAAAUCUGGGAAACCACCAUUGAUUGAUCAGCCUAAAAAAGCCUUUGACUUUGAGAAAGAAGAUAAAGAUCUAUCUGGUUCAGAAGAAGAUGCUGUUGAUGAAAAGACUCAAGUAUUUGAUAAACAUGGAAAGAAAAGAUCUGCAGGAAUAAUUGAAGAUGUGGGAGGUGAAGUACAGAAUAUGCUGGAAAAAUUUGGAGCUGACAUCAACAAAGCUCUUCUGGCCAAGAAGAAAAGAAUAGAAAUGUAUACCAAAGCUUCUUUCAAAGCCAGUAACCAGAAAAUUGAACAAAUUUGGAAAACACAACAAGAGGAAAUACAGAAGCUUAACAAUGAAUAUUCUCAGCAAUUUUUGAGUGUGUUGCAGCAGUGGGAACUGGAUAUGCAGAAAUUUGAGGAACAAGGAGAAAAACUAACUAAUCUUUUUCGACAACAGCAAAAGAUUUUUCAGCAGACUAGAAUUGUUCAGAGCCAGAGAAUGAAAGCAAUCAAACAGCUACAUGAGCAGUUCAUAAAGAGUUUGGAGGAUGUGGAGAAGAACAAUGAUAAUCUAUUUACUGGCACACAAAGUGAACUUAAAAAAGAAAUGGCUAUGUUGCAAAAAAAAGUUAUGAUGGAAACUCAGCAGCAAGAGAUGGCAAAUGUUCGAAAGUCUCUUCAAUCCAUGUUAUUCUGA
Messenger RNA from Rattus rattus (black rat), 718 nucleotides. RefSeq names its product synaptonemal complex protein 3 (gene Sycp3). Gene Ontology annotation, cellular component: synaptonemal complex. The record is from RefSeq and is a predicted model, not a curated record. NCBI's taxonomy places the organism in Eukaryota, Metazoa, Chordata, Mammalia, Rodentia, Muridae. The transcript has 8 exons. Bases 14 to 718 code for a protein of 234 amino acids. Gene Ontology annotation, biological process: meiotic cell cycle; spermatid development.